Pristis pectinata (smalltooth sawfish) is the source of this 4614-nucleotide messenger RNA. RefSeq names its product PR domain containing 15 (gene prdm15). The coding region runs from base 147 to 3629 and encodes 1160 amino acids. The record is from RefSeq and is a predicted model, not a curated record. Gene Ontology annotation, cellular component: cytoplasm; nucleus. Gene Ontology annotation, molecular function: RNA polymerase II cis-regulatory region sequence-specific DNA binding; DNA-binding transcription factor activity; histone deacetylase binding. NCBI's taxonomy places the organism in Eukaryota, Metazoa, Chordata, Chondrichthyes, Rhinopristiformes, Pristidae. The transcript has 25 exons. Gene Ontology annotation, biological process: regulation of transcription by RNA polymerase II; cell fate commitment.
GCGCUGGCGGGCGGGGUGGGCGAGCGGAUCGGAACCCGGAGUCAGGAUUCGCGAGAGUCGAACCUGCGCGGAAAAAAACCAGGCGGAAAGCGGGGGGCAAAACCCGGCGCGGCCUGAGCCCGGCCCCGGCCCCGGCCCGGAGGGAGAUGGCUGGAGAUGGCCUCGAUGAGAGAUUAUUUGUCUGGUGUGAUGACUGUGGGGAGUACCACGACUCGGAAUGCCCGGAGCUGGGUCCACUGGUGACCGUCAGUGACUCUUUUGUUUUGAGCAGAGCUCGGUCUUCACUGCCAUCCAGUUUGGAGAUCAGGCAGCUGGAAGAUGGAAGUGAAGGGGUCUUUGCAUUGACUCCCCUGGUGAAGCGCACACAAUUUGGACCAUUUGAAGCCAAAAGAGUUCCCCAGCUGGAGAAAGAAAGCAUGUUUUCUCUGAAGGUUUUCCAGAAGGACAGGCCCGAUGUUUGCUUUGACACCACGAACGAAGAGGAAUGCAAUUGGAUGAUAUUCGUGAGACCAGCAACAGACUAUCAUCACCAAAAUCUCACAGCCUAUCAACACAGCCAUGAUAUUUACUUCAACACAUUACAGGACAUCCAGCCUGGUACCGAGCUUCGUGUCUGGUAUGCAGUGUUCUAUGCAAAGAAAAUGGAUAAAUCAAUGCUCAAGCAAACAGCAAGUGCAGUGAAGGAUGAGAGGCGAUCUGAAGAAGAGUCUAAACUACUGCCUAAGAUCCAGUCUGUAACAUCUCUAUGUGAUAAGGGAAGUAACACUACGGUGUCUAUGGCACUGACUCCAGACAGAGUUAAAGAGGGCAGUGCAGUCCCUACAGUGGACCUGAAUCAGUGGACUUGUAAAGUUUGUUCUGAUGUCUUUCAGGAACCACAUCUUCUCACAGAGCAUCUGAUGAAUCACUUGGAGCAAGUUCACGGAGUGCCUGCUCCUACGAAGGAUUCAGGUCCCGACAGAGUCACGGGCCUGCUCCCCGCUGAUCGCCCGGCUGCAGCUGAAGUUGCCACAAAUCCGGAACAGAAGCCCAGAGCCAGACGGCCUCGGAAGCCGAAGUUACGGCGGGACGAGCCCGAGCCGUUGCCCUCCGACCGCAAUCAGACCGCAGUGUCCGAGAGUGUUGUGAAAGCCUCUUCAACAUCUGCACCUUUGGAAACAUCUGUUCGUGAAGGAAGAAUGGGUGAUAUGUUAAAUUCAGGGAAAAUGUUGCGAAAUGGCCGUCACGUACGUCCAAAUUUGAGGCCUGACGCACAUAGAAAGAUAAUUAGACGUUCGGGUGACCUUCGAGUCUACCAGUGCUACCUCUGCAAUAAGUUCUUCAACAACAGCAGCAACCUGAAGAGACACAUCCGUUCUCAUGGUGAUAAACUUUACAAAUGUGAUGAGUGCGAGAAAGAAUUCAGCCGAAAGGAAAGUUUGAAACAACACGUCUCGUAUAAGCACAGCAGGAAUGAGGUGGAUGAUAGCUACAUGUUCCAGUGUUCCACAUGUCUAAAAGCUUUCCGCAUCAGGACUGCGCUGGAGUUUCACAACUGUCGAACAGGUAAAAGAGAUGACAAAACAUUCCAGUGUGACAUGUGCUUCAGAUUCUUCUCGACCAACAGUAAUCUUUCAAAGCACAAGAAGAAACAUGGCGACAAGAAGUUCUCCUGCGAUACUUGUGGGAAAAUGUUCUACCGGAAAGACGUGAUGUUGGACCACCAGAGACGGCAUACUGAAGGUGGAAAACGUGUGAAAAAAGAUGAAAGUGAGACCAAUGGAAUGGUGAAGUACAAAAAGGAACCAUCAGGUUGCCCUGUCUGUGGAAAGGUUUUCUCCUGUCGAAGCAACAUGAAUAAGCACCUGCUGACACAUGGAGACAAGAAGUACACUUGUGAGAUCUGUGGACGCAAAUUCUAUCGUGUUGAUGUUCUGAGGGAUCACACUCAUGUCCAUUUUAAGGACAUUCCACUGAUGAAUGAGCAGCAGCGGGAACAGUUCAUCAGCAAACUUGGGAUCACAGCAGAGGAAACGGAAGAUACUUCAGACGGACCAGGUGAACCUAUUCCACAUAAGUACAGCUGCAAAAAAUGCCAGGCCACAUUUGCCAAGGGGAGUCAGUAUUUAAAGCAUCUGAUGGAGAUUCACAAGGAGAAGGGCUAUGGCUGCACAAUCUGCAAUCGCCGCUUUGCGCUGAAGGCCACCUAUCACGCUCACAUGGUCAUUCACAGGGAGGAGCUGCCGGACUCUGACCCCAAUGUGCAAAAAUAUAUCCAUCCCUGUGAUAUUUGUGGAAGGAUCUUUAACAGCACAGGGAACUUGGAACGUCACAAAAUAAUUCACACAGGAGUGAAGAGCCACACUUGUGAGCAGUGUGGGAAGUCCUUUGCCCGAAGAGACAUGCUGAAGGAACACAUGAGGGUACAUGACAAUGUUCGGGACUACCUGUGUGCUGAAUGUGGCAAAGGGAUGAAAACCAAACAUGCGCUGAGACAUCACAUGAAGUUGCACAAGGGAAUCAAAGAAUACGAGUGCAAGGAGUGCCAUCGGAAGUUUGCCCAGAAGGUCAACAUGCUCAAGCAUUACAAGAGGCACACGGGUGUGAAGGAUUUCAUGUGUGAACUGUGUGGGAAAACAUUCAGUGAGAGGAACAGCAUGGAGAAUCAUAAACUACUUCACACAGUUGGAAAGCAGUGGACCUGCAGUGUGUGUGAGAAGAAAUUUGUUACGGAGUACAUGCUCUUCAAACACAUACAGCUGACUCACAAAAAGGUGGAAGCGCAGAACUGCCACCUGUGUGGCACAAAGGUCUCGACGCGAGCGUCGAUGAACAGGCACAUGCGACGCAAGCACCCUGAGCAGGACAUAAGCUUGCAUGAGAGUGAGCUAGCUGAAAUAGGCCAGGUGAAGAGAUCAAAACGAGCGCAAAGGAAGAAGAGGAAAUUGGAAGAAGAGGAUGAUGACGAGGAGGAGGAAGACGAAGAGGAUGACGACGAUGAAGAUGAUGAUGAAUCAGCAACAGCUCCCGAAGAGGCUGCUAUGUAUUCCUACGCAGACAAAGAGGCUGGUUUUGCAGCAACAGUGGAGGAUGAGACAGAUUCAGCAGUGCAAAACAUGAGUCAGGUAGUUGUGACGCUUGGAGAUUCAAAUGGUUCCACGGCGACCAGUUCUGCUGGACUGACAAACAUUGCGGUUUCGUCCAACAUCAGCACCGUGGCCGGGACCCAGUUCACCAACCUCCAGCCCAUCACAGUGACUAACCUGACACUGCAGGACCGGCAGAUGCAGCUCGACUCCAUCCUAACAGUCAGCUUUGACUCCAUCAGUGGCUCCACAGUGGUGCACAGUCGGCCAAUGGAGAUCCAGAUCGAGGCACAGCCUGCCUCCACGCCUCAGGCCCAUUCCCUGCCUCAGUCCAUGAACUUGACCACAUUCGUCAACUCUAUCGCCCCCGUUGAGAGCUCCCUGACCGAGCAGCAGCACACCAUGACCUGGAGGGCUGUGCCGCAAGCCGCAGAUGGCACUCAUCACAUCCUGCAGCCUCAGCAGACAACAGCAGCAGCGCCAGCACCACCGCCUCAACAGCAGCAGGUUCAGGUUCAGGCGCAGCAAUCCCAACAGUCCCAACAACAGAUGUACAGCUACUAAUGAAUCCCACCCCUUUCUGUCCCCACUGCAAGAUACAGAACAGCCCCUCCCUCACCCUGGGCAUCAGCAACACCCAAUGCAGAAUAAACUGUGAAAGACACGCUACCGCUUCACACAGUGGAAUGAAGCUGUCCACUCUGAACUAGUGUCGAUCCACUCCUGACAUUCGACACACCUCUGCAGCACCAACAACUUUCUGCAUUCAAUCCACUCCACCCCACAGAUUUCCCAGCUUGGAUUUGUAGAUUUGAGGUGAACACGGCGUCUUGAGUGUAUUAUUAGCAGUUUAAAAUGAACUUUUUUUUAAAUUAAAAGUGAAAACAAAAUUAGGCUUGAAGUGGAGCACAAUUUAAAACAAAAUGUAUGAAAGAUUCUGUGACAUUUCCUAAUGAGUUAAAAUGUGUUGGAAUUGUGAAUUAGUGCAACUGCUAAAUAUCCAGCUCUGUUUAAUUGUGACUAUGAAUGGGUCUGCAUGUGUGUGGGACAGAGUGUGUUUGGAUCUACAUAUAUCUGGCUGUAUGUGUGAGUGUCUGUUUGUGUGCUAUUUUACCCAUUCAGUGCAUUCUAUCUCUCAUUCUGUAACCUUGACUAUUUUUAUCAGAAUGAUCUUAGAGACACACUCAUGCCUUUUAAAAGGAAGAUUAACAAAGGUGAUAAGAUAACAUUUAUUUGUUUCUGCUCCACAACACCCCCAAAACCACAUGAAAUUGUAUGUAUUUCAUAUUCUUCUCUUAGUUGAACUCGCAUGAGAGUUAUGACCUAGAGACAGGAAACGCUCUCUUAGCCACUAAAAGAGUGCCAGUCAGUAUAAUAAGUUAUGAAUAAUAGGCACCAGCCACACUCACUAAUAAAGUAUGUUAGAAACUGUCAGCAAUGAGCUUUCAACACUGCACUGAAGGAGACCCGAUCGGUAUACAUGCAUUUUACUUAUCAGGACUGUGUGGAGGAGAUGGUGAUGGAAGUAAACAUUAUUUAUUUGACUGAU